GAUUCAAGUAACAGGUAAUGUGCGCCGUUAUUUAAAAAUUAACAUCUACAUCUAAAUAUAAUUAUUCUGUAAUAUAAGUCGAUUAUUUGUCGUCGGUAUUUGUAAAUUAAAAAUAAUCUAUAUUUCAAAAGAAAUGUCACCAAUCAAUUCAUUUAAAGAUGACGUCAAAGAGUUACUUGAAUUCGUACAAUAUUUUCCAGAUUUUCCUAAACCAGGAAUACUUUAUAAGGAUGUGCUAUCUGCAUUUAACAGUGCUGAGGGUGUUAAUUUAAUAUCUAGAGUUCUUCAAAACUAUGCUGAAUCUUUAAGAGGAAAAGUGGAUUGUGUAGCAAUGUUAGAGUCACGUGGUUUUCUGUUGGGACCAAUUAUAGCAUUACAUUUAAAUAUCCCAUGUGUACCAGUUUGUAAAAAAGGAAACUUACCAAAUCCAGUUUUUGAGUUAUCAUAUUCAUUAGAAUAUGGUGAAGAUACAGUGGUUAUCCAACUAGGUAGUGUACAAAAAGGAAACCGUAUAGUUGUAGUUGAUGAUUUCCUUGCUACUGGCGUUUUUCUUUUAAUAGGAACCCUUCAAGCAGCUACAACAUUACUCAAAAAUGCAGGAGGUAUUGUUGUUGAAUGUUUUGUUUUAAUGGAAAAGUUAGAAUUAAAAGGAAGAGAGAAAUUAGAUUGCCAUAUUACUUGUUUGGUUUCAGAAUGAUUAUUUAUUGUGAUGACAUUUUAUUGUGAUAUUUCAAAAGUUCAUUUUUACUAUAUUGUUGUUUGGUUAUUAUUAUAUUUUAAAAUUAAUAUAAUUUAUACUAUAAAAAGUACUUAAAUAAACAAAAUAUUUGGUUAAAUGAAUUUUUAUAAAUACUAGUUUUAUUAUAAUUUAAAUUUAUCAAUAAUUUGAUAACUAAGA
Messenger RNA from Daktulosphaira vitifoliae (grape phylloxera), 898 nucleotides. Its product is annotated as adenine phosphoribosyltransferase-like. Lineage: Eukaryota; Metazoa; Arthropoda; Insecta; Hemiptera; Phylloxeridae. The record is from RefSeq and is a predicted model, not a curated record. Gene Ontology annotation, biological process: adenine salvage; AMP salvage. The coding region runs from base 134 to 697 and encodes 187 amino acids. The transcript is spliced from 5 exons. Gene Ontology annotation, molecular function: AMP binding; adenine binding; adenine phosphoribosyltransferase activity. Gene Ontology annotation, cellular component: cytoplasm.